Molecule: messenger RNA, 204 nt
Organism: Laccaria bicolor S238N-H82
Lineage: Eukaryota; Fungi; Basidiomycota; Agaricomycetes; Agaricales; Hydnangiaceae
Exons: 2
Coding region: 1-204 (67 amino acids)
Source: RefSeq, a predicted model, not a curated record
AUGUUGACCUAUUCUGGUACCUUGUACAGUGUCCCUCAGUCACUCAAAACUCCGCAGCUAGUGUUUAAAGGUUCAGUCCAUAGGACCACAAAAAACCGGUGGACCGAACUGAACUGGACCAUAGUCCGGUCUUUUUUUCGGUUGCAGUUGCCCCAAUUUGGGGUUGGUCCAGUUGCCAGUUGCCUCAUUUCGAAAUUUUUUUAA